Messenger RNA from Salvelinus sp. IW2-2015, 428 nucleotides. RefSeq names its product transcription factor COE1-like. The record is from RefSeq and is a predicted model, not a curated record. Lineage: Eukaryota; Metazoa; Chordata; Actinopteri; Salmoniformes; Salmonidae.
CCUCCAGCCCCAACAUGGCGUCCUCCACCAGCCUGCCCUCUAACUGUAGCAGCUCUUCUGGGAUCUUUUCCUUCUCCCCUGCCAACAUGGUGUCGGCCGUCAAGCAGAAGAGCGCCUUCGCCCCUGUGGUGCGACCUCAGACCUCACCCCCACCCACCUGCACCAACGGCAACGGUCUCCAAGAUCAGUCUUUUGUGGACUCUAGCAAGUACUCCACAGCCAGCUCGCUGCAGGGCCUGGCCUUUUCCUGAAUGAUUCCUGGAAUGAUCGUUCCUCCCAUGUAAGCGAUGUUUGGGUAUGAGAGGAAAGACUCAGGCGUGGAUCUCAGCAUGUACCCAAGGAUCCAGUUGAGGACUGGUUCGUCAGUCCUGCGUUGAAGGAAUAGAACCCGUAACUCAGGCCCUUUUUAAAAGGAAUCACAUUUGAAC